AUGAUAUGUCAAGAACCAUCAUUUGCAUCACCUACUAGCAACAUUGUCAACAAAAUGAGUUAUGAAAGCAAAAUGACAAUUGUUGAGUUUUACAGUGGGCAAUCAUUUCUUAGGUUUUAUUUGAGCUAUAAAAAGAGAGGAAGACCUCAACGUGUGAUGUUCUAUAAUAAGGGUGAAUGGAUUGCCUAUCCUAAAAGUGUUGUUGACUUGGUUACGAAUAAUCUGGAAACAAAUAAGGUAAUAGUGGAAAUACAGUUAAAUGGUCAUGAUCUUAUGCUAGAUUUUUUACACAUGUGUGAGAUGGACUUGAAAAAUGGUUUUCAACGACCCAUUGCUUUCAUUGAUGAGACACAUGGUUGCUUUUUCCCGGAAGUACUUUCUACUCAGGAUGAAGAAUAUGUUGGCCACAGUGAUUUAGGUUUAGAUGCUCACAGUGAAUCUGUACACGAGAAAUUGGAUUUGGAUUUUGUACAAGAGUUGUUCCUUAAUGGAAUGAAUAGUUUUGGUAGUACCAAUUUUGAGAUAAUUAACACAUACCACUACUCUGGUGCAUCAUUGCAAGCCCGGUUUGAGCUAUUUCAGACACAAGCUAAAAUCACAAAAGAAUUUCAUGGAGAUGCUAAUAUUCGAUAUGCUUGGCUUCCUUUUUCUGAACAAGAAUUAUCUAAAAUGGUGAUGUGUGGACUUGGACAUUGUGCGCUAUCUACAACCAAAUGCAUAUAUGGCGUCGGUGUUCUUCUUGCAGAUGUUACUUGCCCUUAUGCCAGUGCACGUCAUUGUGAUAUUGAUAAAAAUGGUGUUCGACACUUAGUCCUUUGUCGUGUCAUAAUGGGGAACAUGGAGCUUCUUCAUCCUGACAUUAAUCAAUUUCAACCCAGUAGCCCUGAAUAUGACAAUGGGGUGGAUAGCAUCCAAUGCCCAAGAUACUAUAUAGUAUGGAGUAUGAACAUAAAUACUCACAUCUAUCCAGAAUUUAUUGUUAGUUUCAAGGCCUCUAGGGAUUUUGAAGGCCAUUUUUAUGGAAUUGUGGGAAAGAACAAUGUUUACGGUGCCAAUUCUUCUGUGGCCAAUUCAACUAGUCAUAGUUUCGGUGACAAGUUACAGUCAUCCUCGUCAGUGGAAAAUGCCAAGCAAAUUUCCCGUGACGAUUUUGUGAAGGAGCUGAAAUUGAUAGUAGGAGAUACCGUAUUAAGAACUACAAUAACAAGUCUUCAAUUUCAGAUACCAUCAAAUGGCGAAUUGGAAGCCUCAAACCAAAAUCAAGGCCAAGAUUAA
Messenger RNA from Lotus japonicus, 1275 nucleotides. RefSeq names its product inactive poly [ADP-ribose] polymerase RCD1-like. Bases 1 to 1275 code for a protein of 424 amino acids. The record is from RefSeq and is a predicted model, not a curated record. Gene Ontology annotation, molecular function: NAD+ poly-ADP-ribosyltransferase activity. The transcript is spliced from 5 exons. Lineage: Eukaryota; Viridiplantae; Streptophyta; Magnoliopsida; Fabales; Fabaceae.